Brenthis ino (lesser marbled fritillary) is the source of this 408-nucleotide messenger RNA. The record is from the annotation of a GenBank genome assembly. NCBI's taxonomy places the organism in Eukaryota, Metazoa, Arthropoda, Insecta, Lepidoptera, Nymphalidae.
AUGUCGACGUCCGCAUCACGCGAAGAUGCCGUCCAGGACUUCAUUGAACAUGUCUUGAGAAUACCAAAUCCUGAAAAGGUUUUGAACUCCGUCUUGGGAAGAUUAGAGAAGAGUAGACAGGGACAGAGAGCAAGGCCGCGAUUUGCUGAUGAUACAGACUGCGACCAACCAGAAAUUCUUCCAGAAUACACUGAAUCCCUGGAAAAUUCACACGAGCGGGAAAUGAGACAAUUAGGUUCACAGAUUUGUUCGAGCCUCGGAUUUUCUUGCGUACAAUGGAACAAAACUAUACAUUUGACUAGACGACGUUACUCAAGUGACUGCUGGGAAACGAAGACAAUGAUUAUACCGGCGGGUUGCGAAUGUAUGUGGCCUGUUCACAGACUCGGAGACAUGACCUUGCAUGUU